Messenger RNA from Colletotrichum graminicola M1.001, 1683 nucleotides. RefSeq lists its product as uncharacterized. Bases 1 to 1683 code for a protein of 560 amino acids. Gene Ontology annotation, molecular function: carbohydrate:proton symporter activity. The record is from RefSeq and is a predicted model, not a curated record. The transcript is spliced from 7 exons. Gene Ontology annotation, biological process: transmembrane transport; carbohydrate transport. Gene Ontology annotation, cellular component: membrane. NCBI's taxonomy places the organism in Eukaryota, Fungi, Ascomycota, Sordariomycetes, Glomerellales, Glomerellaceae.
AUGUCAAGCUCCGCAAGCCCGCUUGCGAAGUACAAUGUCGCCAACCGGCUCUACAAGAGCUCGUUGCUGAAUGCCGUGUGCCUGGUCGCCGGUGUGUCCAUCUUCUUCUUCGGCUACGACCAGGGCUUGAUGGGUGGUGUCAACACGACGCGCGAUUACGCCGAGCUCAUGGGGUACGGCCACUGGGACGAGGAACAAAGGAUCGUUGUGGUCGAUAAGCCGCUGUUGCAGGGAGGUAUCGUCGCCGUCUACUACCUCCCCGGAACGCUCGUGGGAUGCUUGGUGGGCGGAUGGUUCGGUGACCGGUAUGGUCGUCUCAAGACCAUCGCCGCCGCUUGCAUCUGGUCUAUUCUUACCGCCGCCCUGCAGUCUGCUGCUCAAAAUGCGAACUGGAUGUUCUGCGCACGUGUGCUGAACGGCAUCGGCACCGGCAUGUUAAACGCCAUUACCCCCGUGUGGGCAACGGAGAUUGCUUCUCAUACAUCGAGAGGCAAAUUCGUAUCCAUGGAGUUUACGCUCAACAUCUUUGGCGUAGUGGUCGCGUACUGGCUACAGUUCGGCACGUCAAAGUACAAGGACCCCUCGUCGUCCUUUAUCUGGCGGUUUCCUAUCGCUUUCCAGAUUGUUCCCCUGAUCUUUCUCUUCGGCAUGAUCUGGUUCAUGCCAGAGUCCCCACGAUGGCUCGUCAGGAUGGGCCGAGAAGAGGAGGCCAGGUACAUUCUCGGAAGACUGCGCGGCAACGAGAGUGAGGACAUGGGGGUUGCCGAGGCGGAGCUCCAGGACAUCAUCAACAUAAAAAACUUGGAGGACGAAACGGCCAAACAGCAGAGCUAUCUUGCCAUGUUGUUCGGCUCGGGCUCGGGCAAGCUCCACACCGGCCGUCGCGUCCAGCUCGUGAUCUGGCUCCAGAUUCUCCAGGAGUGGGUCGGGAUAGCAGGAAUAACUCUUUACGGACCUGGCGCGUCAUCAAAAACAUCCUUUGUCUUCACGAUCGCCGGCAUCAGCUCCGAGCAGCGCCUUUGGGUUAGCGGUGUGAACAACAUUACAUACAUGUUCGCAACCUUGAUCUGUGUGUUUACCAUAGAUCGCAUCGGCCGCCGCUGGACUCUAUACUGGGGUGCGGCUGCGCAGGGGAUAUGCAUGUUCUGCGCCGGCGGACUGGCUCGGGCGACGCUCAACGCCGACCCCGGAAAUCGGGCCGGACUGGGCGGCGCCGCGACCUUCUUCGUCUUCGCCUACACGGCCGUAUUUGGCGCAACAUGGCUGACAGUUCCCUGGCUGAUUCCCGCGGAAAUCUUCCCUCUGCAAGUCCGAGCCAAGGGCAACGCGUGGGGUGUCGUCGGGUGGUCGAUUGGGAAUGGAUGGACGGUACUCCUCCUCCCGACAAUCUUUGAGAAGCUGAACGAGAAGACGCUCUACCUCUUCGGCGCCGUGAGCUUCAUCAGCAUCGUCAUCGUCUGGGCGCUGUACCCCGAGUCCAACCAGCGCACUCUGGAGGAGAUGGACCUCGUCUUCGCCAGCGACAGCAUCUGGGCAUGGGAUGCCGAGAAGGAGUUUGCCAGGCUCAAGGCGGAGAAUCCUGCUCUUGUCCGCUCGGCGCACAAGGGGGGCGAUGCUGUGGACUCCGAGACGGGCGCGGCAUCGUCUUCGAAGCAGGCCUAUGAUUAUGAGGAACGGCCUUGA